AUCAUAAAGAGGAAUUUCAUUUUUAUUACGCACUUCUUCAUUCUACUUCUCUAUUCUAACAAAUGAAGGAAAGUUCAUUAGAAUGAUCACCUCACUGUGCUGCUAUCAGUAUCACAUCGAAGCUCUCGACCCAGUUCGUAGAAUUUGCCUGCCAUCAUUUGCCUCAUUUUUCUGCAUGCUCACAUCCUGAACCCGUCGUGAGCAAGUCGCGAGCCAGACUCGAAAGACACAACGCUUUUCAAAUAUUGCUUCAUUUCCAUCCCCCAAACACCCGCCGUGGUCCCACAAGUUGUAUGUUUUCACACAUGUACCUGUUAUCGAUGACAAGCGCCAUUCGUAUCAGUGUGCUACGAUCUACACCUGCAUCUUGGUUCGGUUAUCGCGGAGCAUAGAAUCAGCUGUUGAUAGGGCAGCGCGAUAAGCGUACUUAAGAAAUUGGAGCAAUUAUGGAGUGUUGGUUAAGGCAGGUGGGGGAAAAGUAAAUAAUCACGAUGAGGUACGGAAUGGGUUUGAAAACAAAAGCCAAUCAAGCACAUCAGCCAAAGCAUAUCUAAAAAGGGAUUAAUGAGAGUUUGUGUUUUGUUUAAGCCUAUUGCGCUUUCGUAUGUGUUCCGUUCGACAAUCUCCAGUGUGAGCUCUUUGAAUUUCCAUCCAUGCUCUCAGACACUUCAGUAUGCAUAUCUUUAGAAAGAUCAUAUCGCUCUCGACCUAGAUAAGAUCAAGCCAUUCACGAUAGGCGUGAACCAGUCAAUGUUUGUCACGUCACUCAAUAAAUACUGAGGACCUCAAUACUCCUGGGUUUGGUUCACUGUUCAUCCAAUUCCAGUAAUCGAUUCCGGUUAGUAGAUUAAGCAAAGCUGUCCACGGACAACACGCAGUCUGUGUGUUCUGCAGACAUUCGUUAUCUAAUCGUACGUGAUUCAAUCAAACGCAAUAUCGCAAUGACAAGAGUUUCGCGUGCGUUCAAAGUCGUGAAAUCAUUAAGCCGCACAUCCAUUACACACUGGGGGUUGGAAAUUUUGGCUUUUACUCGCGCGUCAUAGCCGUCCCGUUUUAUUUUUUAUGGGAUGAGAUUAACUGCCUUCAACUCGAUAGCGGGAAAAAAGGUAUAAAUUGUACCGCCACUGGUUAGUCGCCUUCAUCUCUGUACGGGUCACUGUUGCAGGAUUAGCUAAAAAUGAAGUACUGUGCUGCCGUGGUUGUGCUCCUAGCGCUGGCCGUGUUUGGCCAGAGCGCCUUCGCCGAACAGGUGUCCUACCGAGACUACAAAGUCUACAGCAUCCGCGUGGACACGGUGGAGAAGCACAACGUGCUGAAGCGCUGGCAGGAUGUGCGCGGGGUCGAUUUCUGGGACCGUGCCGGCUACCGUGUGAUGAUCCAUCCGAGCCUGCAGGAAGCGUUCGAGCGGUUCCUGAACCUGAACGCGUUCAGCUACGAGCGCAUCAUUGAGGAUGUGGAAGCCACGAUCGAGGCAGAGCGUAAGUACGAUCAGGAGUACCGCCGUCGCAAGGCCGCAUCCGGUCGGGCAACGGUCGAUUUCGAGCACUUCUGGACGAAUGCGGAGGUUAAUGCGUACCUGGACGAGCUUGCCCAGACGUAUCCGAAUCUGGUGCGCGUCGCCACGAUUGGCACCACUCACGAGGGCCGUCCGAUCAAGUCGAUCACGAUCUCGACCAACAAUGGUGUGGCUGGAUCGAAGCCGGUUGUCUUCAUCGACGGUGGUAUCCAUGCACGUGAAUGGGCCGGUGUAAUGUCGGUGCUCUACUUGAUCCACGAGCUGGUCGAACAUUCGAGCAGCUACGCCGACAUGCUGAACAAGGACUGGGUGAUCAUUCCCGUCGCCAACCCGGAUGGGUACGAGUUCUCGCACACCGACAACCGCAUGUGGCGCAAGAACCGCUUCCCGGCCACGAUCCUCUGUACCGGUAUCGAUCUGAACCGCAACUGGGACUAUCUGUGGGUGUUUACCAGCAAUGCCUGCUCCGACUCGUACGCCGGAGCGACCGCCUUCUCCGAGCCGGAAACGCAAGCCCUCGAUCGGGUGCUGAAGCAGUACGGAUCGAACAUUGCUGUCUAUCUGGCGGUGCACACGUACGGCGAUAUGAUCCUGUACCCGUACGGACACUCGUGGCCGUUCGUGCCGGUCGCUAACCAGGCCGCCCACAUUGCGCUGGGUGAGCAGGCGCGCGAUGCGAUCACGGCCGUCGGUGGCCCCCGGUACGUGGUGGGCAACAGUGCGGAAAUUCUGUACACGGCCAACGGUUGCAGCGAUGAUUAUGUGGCCGGUGUGAUCGGCGCGCGGUACGCGUACACGCUCGAGCUGACGGGCGGUGGCCGCAAUGGGUUCGAUCUGCCUGCCACGGAAAUUAUGGCUGUGGCGACCCAAACCUUCCAGAUCUAUCGCACCAUGGCGAACAAUGCGUAAGCGUUGGGGACAAUUUUAAUACAAUUAAAGGUUUUUUUUUACAAAAAAAAACUGUAACUGCA
Molecule: messenger RNA, 2487 nt
Organism: Anopheles arabiensis
Lineage: Eukaryota; Metazoa; Arthropoda; Insecta; Diptera; Culicidae
Product: carboxypeptidase B-like
Exons: 5
Coding region: 1178-2425 (415 amino acids)
Biological process (GO): proteolysis
Molecular function (GO): metallocarboxypeptidase activity; zinc ion binding
Source: RefSeq, a predicted model, not a curated record